Messenger RNA from Aspergillus terreus NIH2624, 414 nucleotides. RefSeq lists its product as uncharacterized. The transcript is spliced from 9 exons. The record is from RefSeq and is a predicted model, not a curated record. Lineage: Eukaryota; Fungi; Ascomycota; Eurotiomycetes; Eurotiales; Aspergillaceae. The coding region runs from base 1 to 414 and encodes 137 amino acids.
AUGCAGAUCCAGCUGCUUAUUUCCGUUCUGGCUCUCUCUACCUCUGUGUUUGGGCUAUGUGUAAAGGACCAAGCAGAUUGUCCGGAAGGGGUUGGCUUUUAUGAACCUGGAGUGUCUAGUGUUAUGGACAAGGUAUGGAGUUGGAUGAUAAUGGAUGAGAAUACUAGUGUUAGCCCUAUUGAGCUUCGCUCACUUAAUGCACUGGUAAGAUGUAAAGCGGAGAGUGUCAGCACCCCUACCCUGCUGGGGGUGGCCGCAUGCGGUGUCACCCAUAAUGUGUUACUAUCUUUCUAUGCUAGCAAUCUCCGAGGCUUCUUCGAUGCAACGUCAAUGGGCCAUUCAUUGGGUAUUCUUUCGGGACAGCCAUGUGAGAGGAUUCUGGGCAUGCUUUUGUUAUCCACCAUUUGUAUAUAG